Messenger RNA from Trichechus manatus latirostris (Florida manatee), 7521 nucleotides. Its product is annotated as receptor-type tyrosine-protein phosphatase eta-like. Gene Ontology annotation, molecular function: protein binding; protein tyrosine phosphatase activity. The coding region runs from base 149 to 4069 and encodes 1306 amino acids. The transcript has 24 exons. Lineage: Eukaryota; Metazoa; Chordata; Mammalia; Sirenia; Trichechidae. Gene Ontology annotation, biological process: peptidyl-tyrosine dephosphorylation involved in inactivation of protein kinase activity. The record is from RefSeq and is a predicted model, not a curated record. Gene Ontology annotation, cellular component: signaling receptor complex.
AAUCCGUUGUUUGUGAUUGACACGUGUUAGACUGAAUCCCUGUAGUCUCUGUCCUUACAUCCCAAUCCUGGCCAGCGGGCAUUUGCCUAAGGUACUUUUUAACACCCUGCCCCGUUAUUAAAUCCUGUUUUGCAUUUUCCGUGGCUGAAUGAAUCUGCUGACUUCCCGUUUUCUUUUUCUGUUCCAGAUUGCGUGCACAGGUGAUGUCUCUGACUUUCGAGUGACAAGUGUCAGUACAACGGAAAUUGGCUUGACUAGGAGUAACAAUGACUCGGGCUCCAUUAAGAUACUUACCACACGGGAUGGAGCUGGAGAACCUCGGAAUGAAACAACCACUAACCAUAGUAUUAUCACUGGUGGCUUAAGCCUUGGGACCACGCAUCGUUCUGAAAUAUUUCCACAAGGACCAAAUGGGACACAAGGGCCACCUCAAACAGUUGAAGGUCAAACUGAGUCCAGUGCGGUGUCUGACAUCCCCAUGGUGCGUGUCACCCCACCUGAAAUGGAGCUAAAGUGGCAGAGCAUAGAUACUGCUUCCCAGUACACCUACCAGUUAGGUACACAGUCUAAGGUCAGCUCUUACAAAACGGUCGGUCCCCUCAAAGCGAUCACUCCAAGCAGCCUAAUGCCGAGCACCCUAUAUAACAUCACAAUCACUCCAGAAAUGGGCAAUGUCCCGGGGAAAUCCAGCUUCAUUGCAGAAUACACACAGCCUAAUCCAGUCUCUGGUCUUCAUGUCACCUUCAUGGGGACAACGAAGGUUACUCUUACCUGGUGUAGUGAUAAUGGCACUGCCAAAUGCCGGAUGCUCCUUGAAAGUAUUGGAAGCCAAAAGGAUUCGACUCAAGACUCAGUGUUCAAUAUUUCAGACCUGGAGCCAGGGAAUCGAUACCAGUUCCCCCCGCCUCCAGUAGUAUCAAAUGAGACACAGAAAGACCCAGAAGAUGGCGUAGAAGCCAACAACACUGAGAGAAGCCCAGCAGAGAAGCUACCCAGCAACCACACUGCCCCUGUGUACCUUGGAACUGCAGCCUCAUCCUGUCACCAGGGGUCAAGGGGCACAGAAGUCCAGCUUGUUGGAUUAAAGCCUGGCACGCAGUACAAGGCCACUGUUUAUUCUCAGGCAGCAGAUGGCACUGAAGGACAACCCCAGGUCAUAGAGUUCAGGACAAAUCGUAGUCAGGUUUUAGACAUCCAGGUUGUGAACAUCAGUGCCACAAACAUGAGCCUGACCUGGAGAAUCAGUGGUAAUGCGUCAUCCUACCAAAUACUAGUUGUGAGGGAGACCACGUUCUUCAAUCUCACUGCCAAUGAGAUGCAUGUUGUCAUCCCUGGACUCACAUCCAGCACUUUAUACAAUAUCACCGUGUAUCCUUUACAUGACGAUGGUUCUGAGGGCACGCCCGGCUUUCUCCAAGCAUAUACUCCCCCUGGUCCAGUCUCUGACUUCCGAGUGACAAGUGUCAACACAACGGAAAUUGGCUUGGCUUGGAGUAGCAAUGACUCAGACUCGUUUAAGAUACUUACCACACGGGAUGGAGCUGGAGAACCUCGGAAUGAAACAACCACCAACCAUAGUAUUAUCAUUGGUGGCUUAAACCCUGGGACCAAAUAUCAUUUUGAAAUAUUUCCACAAGGACCAAAUGGGACACAAGGGCCACCUCAAACAGUUGAAGGUCAAACUGAGUCCAGUGUGGUGUUUGGCAUCCGCGUGGUGCGUGUCACCACAACUGAAAUGGAGUUGAAGUGGGAGAGCACAGACACUACUUUCCAGUACAUCUACCGUUUAGAUAUACAGCCUGAGGUCAGCUGUAACAAAACGGUUGGUCCCCUCAAAGAGAUCACUCUAAGCAGCCUAAUGCCAGGCACCCUAUAUAACAUCACAAUCACUCCAGAAAUGGGCGAUGUCCCAGGGACAUCCAGCUCCAUCGCAGAAUACACACGGCCCAGCAGUGUGUCCAACAUUGAAAUAAAUACCACUACCACAGCAGCAGCCUUUAGUUGGCAGAACUUUGAUAACGCCUCUAGCACGUACACUUACCGCCUUCUUAUCAGUGGAAAUUCCAGCAACCCAGUAGAAAACAUCACAGGUGUUGGAACCACCUAUGCUACAGUCUGUGGUUUAAUACCUGGCUCAUCUUACACAGUAGAGAUCUUCGCACAAGUUGGGAAUGUCACUGAGGGGGCAUCUAGCUCUGCGUCAUUCUGUACAGAUGCCGCACCGGUGAACUUCAGCUGUGAGCCAGUCCCCAAAGAGCCAACCUUGGUCCUCACGUGGGCCCUCCCUCCCGGCAACAAUGCUGGCUUUAAGCUGGAGGUCAGCAGUGGAGCCUGUGACAACAUGACGUGCCUAGAGAACUGCUCCUUGGAGAACGGCACCAGCUGCAUGGCAGAAGUCACACAUUUGAAUUUUUGUACCUCGUAUAACAUCAGCAUCACCACCUUGUCCUGUGGAAAGAAUGCAUCCUCCGUCCAAAAAACCUGCACCACUGAUAGCACAGACCCUCCUCCUCCAGCUGAAGCCCCUGUCAUCACGCCUGUCAGUCAUAAUUCAAUAAAGGUUACGUUCAGUGAGUUUAAUGACAGCCAUGGACCGAUCAAAGCCUACGCUCUCAUUCUCACCACCGGGAAGGCUAAGCGUCCAUCACCAAAUGUUUUGAAAUAUACAUAUGAAGAUUUCAAAAAGGAGGCCUCAGAUACUUAUGUGACAUACCUCAUAACAACAGACGAGAAUUAUUCUCAGGGCUUGUCUGAAGUCUUGAAAUAUGAAAUUGAUGUCGGCAAUGAGUCAACCACGUGUGGCUAUCGCAACGGGAAGUUGGAACCUCUCAGCUCCUACCGGGCAUCUGUGGCUGGUUUCACCAAAAUUGUCUUUAACUGCCCUCAAAACUGUGGACUCAUAAAUGGAACCCGGAGCUAUGUGUCCUUCAGUGAAUAUUCAAAGGCCAUUGACUUGCCCCAGGAUCCAGGUGUCAUCUGUGGAGCAGUGUUUGGCUGUAUCUUUGGUGCCCUGGUUGUGGCUGUGGGAGGCUUCAUCUUCUGGAGAAAUAAAAGGAAAGAUGAAAAGAACAAUGAAAUGUCCUUUUCUCAAAUUAAACCUAAAAAAUCCAAGUUGAUCAAAGUGGAGAAUUUUGAGGCCUACUUUAAGAAACAACAAGCUGACUCCAACUGUGGGUUUGCAGAAGAAUAUGAGGACCUGAAGCUUGUUGGAAUUAGUCAACCUAAAUAUGCAGCUGAACUGGCUGAGAAUAGAGGGAAGAAUCGCUAUAAUAAUGUUCUGCCCUAUGAUGUUUCCCGUGUCAAACUUUCAGUCCAGACACAUUCAACUGAUGACUACAUCAAUGCAAACUACAUGCCUGGCUACCAUUCCAAGAAAGAGUUUAUUGCCAUGCAAGGACCUUUACCCAACACUUUGAAAGAUUUUUGGCGUAUGGUUUGGGAGAAAAAUGUGUACGCCAUUGUUAUGUUGACCAAAUGUGUUGAACAGGGAAGGACCAAAUGUGAGGAGUAUUGGCCCUCCAAGGAGGCUCAGGACUACGGGGACAUAACUGUGGCAAUGUCAUCAGAAAUUAUUCAUCCGGAAUGGACCAUCAGAGAUUUCACAGUCAAAAAUGUCCAGACAAGGGAGAGUCACCCUGUGCGACAGUUCCAUUUCACCUCCUGGCCAGACCACGGUGUUCCCGAAACCACUGACCUGCUCAUCAGCUUCCGGUACCUGGUUCGUGACUAUGUGACCCAGAGUCCUCCUGAGACACCCAUUCUGGUGCAUUGCAGUGCUGGGGUUGGAAGGACAGGCACUUUCAUUGCCAUUGAUCGUCUUAUCUAUCAGAUAGAGAAUGAGAACACCGUGGAUGUGUACGGGAUUGUGUAUGACCUUCGAAUGCACAGGCCUUUAAUGGUGCAAACAGAGGACCAAUAUGUUUUCCUCAAUCAGUGUGUUUUGGAUAUUAUCCGAUCCCGGAAGGACUCAAAGGUAGAUCUCAUCUACCAGAACACAACAGCAAUGACAAUCUAUGAAAAUUUUAUGCCAGGGCCCAGGUUUGGAAAGACAAAUGGUUACAUCGCCUGAUUCCAAAGGAAAACCUUUUCUGGAGUUAACCAGACCGUCACACCCACAGCAAAGGAGAACGCCCUGCUAUUGACAUGUUUUUAUAUGUCUACUAUCUUAAAGCUUUGUUCUGUUUUGUUCCAGCUAAUUUUGAGGGUGUGAAGCUGCACAUAUAUGACAUGACAGUUGAGAAGUUGGGGCGAGCAGGGGCUGUGGAUGGGUGGUGAGCAGAUCAGCUGCGUUCCUGAUUACCAAUGGGAUGAGUUUGCUUUUUUUUUUUCCUUGAGGAUUAUGGAAAACCAGGAAAAGUGAGCUGUAAUUUUUUUUUCUUCUUUUUUUUUUUCUUUAAAACAGGUUCUUUUUAAAAAAGACUAUUUUAUAUGAUUCAAAUGCUAAAGCCAGGAUUGUGUUGGGUUGAAUAUAUUUUAAGUAUCAGAGGUCUAUUUUUACCUACUGUAUCUGGGAAUCUAGCUGAUGGAAAAUACCUAAUUGUGGAUGAUUAACAUGUAGGGAGGGGUAUGUGGUGCCUCUUCCACAUAAGUUUUCUAUCUGAACAUGUGCCUUUUCUGAAUUAUGCUUCCACAGGCAAAACUCAGUAGAUAAUCUAUAUUUUUGUAUUGAAUCUCAUAAUUGGAAUAUACGGAAUAUUUAAACAGUAGUUUGAUAUCAAAGGUUCUGCCUUCUCAGUAACAUUCCUGUUCUAGUUUGAUUAGAGGAGGUCUCUCUGCUCCCCCUGCCCCCAUAUACUUGUGCUCCAUUUUUUCUUCCCCUUUCCCUCCUACUUUUCCCCAAAGACUCUUGUGCUGGCAACAUUUUCAGCCCAUUGGUUGGGUUAGAGUGGAAACUAAGUAUCAACUUGAGAAUUUUCAGAGAAAGAAGAAGAACCCUAUGGUGACAUAAUCUCCUUUUCUUGACCUUCUUUUUAUCCUUUUUCUCAUUUCUGUAUUUGGUAAGGAUUAUUUAAAGGUGCAAUAUGUGACUUAGUGAUUCAUGAUGCUCUAGGUUUUUAGUAACGUUUUACUCAGGUUGGCAUUUUAUGUGUGUGUGUUUCUGUGUGUGUGCGUGUGUGUUUCAAAGCGUGGCAGUCUGAACACUUUCAGUGUGAAAACAGUGUCAAAUUAGUCCUUCUUCCCCUGAAUCCACUGGCUUUAGUCUCUCUGCAGUGACACAUAUUGGUAUCUACUGUAUAUGUAUAUAUAUACAGUAUAUAUAUAUAUAUAUACUAAACUCUCUAAACAGUCAUUCGUGUGAGUCAGAAUUGAGGUGUACAAAGUUUGAAUUUGUAUCAAAGAUGUAAUUAUUAUUUUUAAAACCUCUUUUCACUAUACUGCUGCUGUAAUUACUUUGAUUUUUUAAAAAUGUAGAUUAUUUUUUUUUUUUUGUUUUUUUUUUGGGCUUCAGGUGUAUAUCCACCAAGAAUUUUGAGAAUUUAUGUGGAUUUAUUUUACUGGUACAUAAUCUGUAGACUUCUUAAGGCAUUAACGUGAAAGGAUUUUUUUCUUUUUAUUUUAUAUUGUGGCUCAGGUGAUAUUUUGAAGAAGUUUUGAGUUUAUCCUCCAACAGUCAAUGAAGUAUACAAGGACUUGUGAAGGAAUAAACCAGUCCCUGGAGUCCUGUGGCCAUUUCCCACAGUCUUAAAUCCUGCUGUAAACUUAGGACAGAUGUGUCCUACUGAAAAUGGGGAUCUGGAUCUUCUUCGAGUCCCCUGGUCACUGUUGGUCUGUGGGAACCAAUCUCCCGAUGCUGCCACGCUCCUCACCUCACUGGCACUUUGAUAACUGUCUGGACAUGUAAAUGGGUAUGUUAGGGUUAUAAAGGGGGAACCACAGCAUACGUACAGCCCUCAAUGCAGUUCAGAGGUCUAGUGCUGUAUGUCUUUUGUCCCCCUUUCCCUUUGAGGUACUGAAUGAAUGAAAAGGAGAUGUGGUAGGUGUUCAUGUUUUGGGGGAAACCUUACUUCCCAAGUGGAAAUUGCACUUUUUGCUAAAUCCUUGGCUUUCUUUGGUAGCAAGCAGCUCAUUCAGUAUCAGGCCCCUAAAGGACUGGGCUGACCAGGCUAGGGGAGCCCUUGUGGCUCAACUUCAGAGGAGGCUUUGGCUCUGUACAUCUGAAUCAGGGAAGCCAUGCUGUCCCUAGGGUGGAGAGGGAAGCUGGAUUCGGUGGAUUGACCCUCAGCCCAUGCACAUCUCUGAGGAGAGGUCUAUGACUUUGUUCAGUGAUCCUGUGGGCCAUACCCCUCCCACUGCAGUUUGUCUAGAAACCAUUGUGAUGGGCUUCUAAGUGUCAAAUCCCAGGCAGACGCUUAGCCCUGUCCACUUCUCUGCCCUGGAGAUGGGGAGUUUGCUCUGCAGGGAAUUCAGAGGAAAGGACUUGACCCCGAAAGCCCUCCAAACGAUUAAAACAACACUGAUUAUAUAAGCUUGUUGUAUAAAAAAAGCAAAAUCCAGAAACAGUCCUCCCUUCGGCCUGGUGUGGGCUUGGGAGGGCAGUGGCCCCAGCCAACUACUCUUGGACAUCACCCGCAAUGCUGGGAGGAAGGCUUGUGGUGGUGAGGACCAGAGUUCCAAUGGGCAGGUCACACGUAGGUCACGAUGAUUCUCUGUGGCCUGGAGAGGACUGGGGACAGGGCCAGUGGGGCGGUGAGGGUAUUUAUAGCACAGUGAUAGAAAAGGGAAGAUUCAUGUGUAAAUAUAAAGGACACAUGGGGUGAAGUGGCCAGAGGCAAGAGGAAGGUGCUUCUGAGCUUCACCCCAAACCCCUCCUAGGAACAAUGAACUGAAAUUUGGAAAGUCCAGUGGAAUCCUGUGAGGAUGGUUUUCUCUCCCCUGGUUAGUAUUUGGCAACUCCAUGCAUAGAAGCAGCUAGUGCGGGGUCGGUGGCAACAAGAGGGCCUAAGCUUGGUGGCCAGCUGGUGUGGGCCAUUAAUGUCUUCUGCCAAGAGCAGAGACUUUUGCCUCCAUAGGAGAACCUAGUGAUGGACAUUUGAGGUCUGUUCACUGUGGCCGUAGAGUGACCUCCAGCCAGACUUUGGCAUAAUUGACUCCACUGGAUUUGUGCUUCAAAAAGUCAGAGGCCCCUGGAGCUUGGGGUGGGGUCUCCUAUGCAGAUGAUUCAUGUUUGCAUUUCAUCUGGUAUGGAAAAGCCUGGUUUUUUUUUUUUUUUUAAGAUGCUUGAUUGUGCUUGUUUAGCUAAACAAGUGUUGGCGGCUGAUGCUGAUUUGCCUCAAAAGUCCAAGUUCUGAGUUUUCAGACUACUGUGUAGCAGUUGUGUGUUUAACAUACUGUAGCUUCUCUCCCUCGGGGGCACAUAUGAAUAGGAAGUGUUGAUGUGGACUCUAAAACUGUAAUUUUCUUGUAACUAUUUUGGAAUGAUGCAUAUUUCUAAUGUUUGUUAUACUUGUACAGAGUAUUGCUGUCGGUUGCUUUUUUUUUUUUUUUUAAAGAAAAAAUGACCUGAAUAAUUUUUUUAAAAAA